GAACUGGAAUUGCUAAGUUUUCCACCCAAUGAUCUGCAAAUUCACGUGGUUGUUGGCCACGGUGUGGAGCUUGGGCGCCAAGCCCAGGUUAUAAGAGAAUUGUGCCAGUGUAAGUGGAUUCAAGUUGUCCACACAGACGCAGAGGAGCUUGCAAUGUUUAAGUCCUCUCAAAAUACCGUUUCAUCAGGAGAGAAAAAGCACAAAACAGAGGAGGAACUUUGUAAACUGGCCGACUUCGUUGUUGGCGUUGAGCCUAAGUUAUACGAGUCCUUUCGCAGAUGUCUUCGUGGUUGUAAGAAAGACAGCGCUAUUCUUGAGUUCACCCCUGGUGUUUUUGACGAAUUUGAGAAUAUCAAACACGUUGAAAGAGAUUUGAAAACGUGCAGCAUUCUAUUGUUUGAUCGAGGAUUUAUUAAUGAAUUUGAGUUGAAGGGUCUUGACAUUGCAGGCAGUGCUGUUGCUGAGAUUAAAGACGCCCGUCUCAUUUUUGUCGGCGCUCCAAAGGGAAAAGAAGACGACAUAGCACAAAGUUUUCUGAGGUGCAAUUUACCUGCUAGUCGCCUCACUGUAAGAGGCCUUGUGCAAGAACGAGAAAGCGUGAAGCGGUUGUUUUGCGAAGUCGAUCUUCUACUCAUGCCAUCCAGAACAGAAGGAUUUGGCCUAACAGGUCUAGAAGCUUUAUCAGCGGGUGUCCCUAUUCUAGUUAGUAAGAACUCUGGAUUUGGGAAAGCCCUGAGUAAAGUACCGUUUGGUGCCUCUUGCGUCGUUGAUUCAGAAGACUCCAAGGUAUGGGCAGAAGAGAUCGAGAAAGUAUGGAGGAAAGAAAGAAAAAACCGACUUUCGGAGGCUAAAGGCCCACUUACCUCCUACGACGAGAAAUACAGCUGGUCCACACAAUGUAAAGCUCUUAUUAACAAGAUGACCCACAUUCUGAGCGGUAUGCAGUAA
Messenger RNA from Pocillopora damicornis (cauliflower coral), 948 nucleotides. RefSeq lists its product as uncharacterized. The record is from RefSeq and is a predicted model, not a curated record. Lineage: Eukaryota; Metazoa; Cnidaria; Anthozoa; Scleractinia; Pocilloporidae. Gene Ontology annotation, cellular component: endoplasmic reticulum membrane. Gene Ontology annotation, molecular function: coenzyme A diphosphatase activity. Gene Ontology annotation, biological process: lipid droplet organization; phospholipid biosynthetic process; lipid storage.